Messenger RNA from Gambusia affinis (western mosquitofish), 3096 nucleotides. It is a transcript of the gene ddx49, whose product is annotated as DEAD (Asp-Glu-Ala-Asp) box polypeptide 49. The record is from RefSeq and is a predicted model, not a curated record. The transcript is spliced from 13 exons. The coding region runs from base 217 to 1641 and encodes 474 amino acids. Gene Ontology annotation, molecular function: RNA helicase activity; nucleic acid binding; ATP binding. Lineage: Eukaryota; Metazoa; Chordata; Actinopteri; Cyprinodontiformes; Poeciliidae.
AGUCGUACUUACACGUUUUGUCUAUUAACCAUUUGACCAGCAGGGGGCAACAACGAGCGCCUGUCUACUUCCGUAAGCGUCACGUUCUUACUUAGCGUCAUGGCGGCUGUGGAGCAAACACGAGGAUUCGAGAUUACGCAAAAAUAGUGUGUUCUAGCCUAAAAAAAGCUCUCAUAAAUGUUAAUUUAAAGUGUUUUUGUAUUAAUCUAAUUUAAAAUGAACGACUUAUCGUCCGUGGGCCUGUCGGACUGGCUGGUGAAACAAUGUAAACAGAUGGGGCUCAACAAACCCACUCCGGUUCAGGAGAACUGUAUCCCACCCAUCCUGGAAGGGCGCGACUGCAUGGGCUGCGCCAAGACAGGAAGUGGGAAAACGGCGGCCUUCGUGUUGCCGGUGCUGCAGAAACUGUCGGAGGAGCCGUAUGGCAUCUUCUGCCUGGUUCUCACUCCCACCAGGGAGCUGGCCUAUCAGAUUGCAGAGCAGUUCAGAGUCCUGGGGAAACCUCUGGGUCUGAGAGACUGCAUCGUCGUCGGAGGGAUGGACAUGGUGAACCAGGCCCUGGCGCUGUCCAACCAGCCCCACGUUGUCGUGGCAACGCCGGGUCGGCUGGCCGACCACAUCCGCAGCUCCAACACCUUCAACAUGAGCAAGAUCAAGUUCUUGAUUUUGGACGAAGCGGACCGGCUGCUGGAGCAGGGCUGCACCGACUUCACCAAAGACCUGGAGGUGAUCCUGAGCGUCGUACCGGCCAAACGCCAGACGCUGCUGUUCAGCGCCACGCUCACCGACACCCUGCAGGAGCUGAAGAGCAUCGCCAUGAACAAGCCCUUCUUCUGGGAGAGCACGUCCGAGACGCGGACAGUGGAGGAGCUGGACCAGAGGUACAUCCUGACCCCAGAGAAGGUGAAGGACGCGUACCUGGUCCAUUUGAUCCAGAUGUUCACAGACCAGCAUGACGACUGGUCCAUCAUCAUCUUCACCAACACCUGCAAGAGCUGCCAGAUUCUGACGAUGAUGCUGCAGGCGUUCAACUUUCCUACAAUCUGUCUGCACUCCAUGAUGAAACAGAAACAACGAUUCGCCAACCUGGCCAAGUUCAAGGCCAGCGUCUAUAAAAUCCUGAUUGCGACGGAUGUGGCUUCCAGGGGUUUGGAUAUUCCAACAGUCCAGGUCGUCAUCAACCAUAACACCCCAGGACUUCCCAAGAUUUACAUCCACAGAGUCGGGAGAACCGCGAGAGCAGGGAGAAACGGAGUGUCAAUCACACUGGUGACGCAGUACGACAUCCAUCUGGUGCAUUCGAUCGAGGAGCAGACCAAGACAAAGCUGAAGGAAUAUCCCAUGGAGGAGAAAGAAGUCUUGAAGAUCCUCACACAAGUCAACGUGACUCGGCGGGAGUGUGAAAUUAGGCUGGAAUCGACGGACUUUGAUGAGAAAAAGGAGAUUAACAAGCGGAAACAGCUGAUCCUGGAGGGGAAGGACCCGGACCUGGAGGCCAAGCGGAAGGCCGAGCUGCAGAAGAUCCGGAGCCAGAAGAAGAAAUUCAAGCAGAAAAUCCAGGAGAGCAUUCAGAGACAGAAACAGGGGCAGCUGAAGAGGAAACAGACCAAGAACAAAAAGGCAGCGCUGACCUCAUCAUAAGAGCUGCUUCCUGCGUGUACAUAUGUUUGAUUUCUAUAUGCAAAUAAAGUUCAUGUCGCUGAAACUCAAAUCGACCACUUUUAUUGAUUCAGUUACCAAGGGAAACACCGUCUUGUGAUAAAACAGCACUGCAAAGACUAUCCACUGCUUCAAACGCUAUUUACAUCACAUUAAAUCCACAAAUUUAAUCUCUGAACUCAAAUAUUCAGAUAAGAUGCAGAUGUUUGAGCAAAUCUACUGAAUCACCUCUAAAGUAAAAAUCACUGCGCGUUUCAACCGACCGCCGCUCCGAUGAUGGAAAAACUACAAAACUAUAUCAGGGCAGCGUUUUCCAUUAAAGCUAUCAACAUGUUAGGCCUUCAGUGGAGCGGGUUAAAAUAAUUUAUAGCACAAAUGAGAGCCGGAUGUCAACAAAAACUCUGAGUUAAACAUCAUCUACCCGGAACAGGAUUGUCACAUGUCUGCAGACGUGAGAAGCAGGUGAGGACUACAUUCUUACAGGAAGUGUCGCUUACAAAACUACAAUCCCAUCGGACAGUUUGAGGAGGAUACAAAAGUCCAGUUGAGGGAAGGAAAACGGCGUCUGCCUCCUCCUUCCUGUAGUCAGCAAAAUGCUACAAAAGAGAAAUCAACACCACCCGCUGAUCAUGAUGCACACAGCAGCAACUGAUUGAACAACAAAAAGGCUCUCAGAUCUCCAGGAAGCUAAAACAUCAUAAAUCUCCAAAAAGGAAUAAAAUAGAUAAAGCAAGCGGAACAGCUCUGGACAAAUCAAAACGCCACUGAAGGUAAAAGAAACUCCGCCAGCCUGUUUUUACUCCACAGAGAAGGAAGGUGGCUUUUAGUCACGGCCAACAUCAACCUCGCUGAUUCAACAAAAACCCCUUUCCGUGGCGGCCAUCUUGCUCUAACGGGUCGUCAGAUGCUGGUAGUUCAACUCCUAACUACAUUCAUGGCUGUGCUGCAGCUUUUUAUCUGAAGGUUGAAUGGUUUUAGGCACUGAUUAGUAUUUUCAUCUUUUUAAUUAAUCCACCGUCAUUUGAUCAGAGUUAACGGCGUUCCUGUUGAUCAGGAAGAUUUUAAAUUACAGGAUUAAUUUCAUCCCCAAUUACAACUCCACGGUAGUUUGGCCAAACAGCCACACCUUUUCUUUAUGAAUAUUGUGUUUCUGAACUGGUUUCUCCCUCAGCCACCUUCCUUUUCUACCUCUCAGUGGUUCGAUUGCCUCGUCGUUUCCCUCCACAUUUAUUCCACUCCCAACUCAAGCGGGGAUUCGUUCAUCGGUUGUGGAAAAAAUUAAAACUCUUCCCCCCCAAGGAAUCCCUCAGCACAAAGCGUUUAAGCAUUCGCCAAUCUAAGCACACAAAGUACAGUCAAAAAUGAAAUAAAAUAAAAUAAAAUAAAUCUGGUCAUGAAGCCAAACGCCAACAACCCCCCGCUGUGGUGAGAUUACAG